CGGUGGGAAAGAUGGCGGCGGCUGUGAGACCCUCCUGGUGGCAGCGGUGGCGGCUGCGCGCUUGGGCUCGGGACGGGGCCAGGCUAUUGCUCCUUCUCCUUUUGUUGGGGUCUGUGCAGGGGCCGUGGCACGUCAGGGCGGGCCAAGCGGUGGAGUACUUGAAACGGGAGCACUCGCUGUCGAAGCCCUACCAGGGUGUGGGAACAAGCAGUUCUUCGCUGUGGAACCUGAUGGGCAAUGCCAUGGUGAUGACCCAGUAUAUCCGCCUCACUCCAGAUAUGCAAAGUAAACAGGGUGCCUUGUGGAAUCGGGUGCCAUGUUUCCUGAAAGACUGGGAACUGCAGGUGCACUUCAAGAUCCACGGACAAGGGAAGAAGAAUCUGCACGGAGAUGGCUUGGCAAUCUGGUACACAAAGGAUCGAAUGCAGCCAGGGCCUGUGUUUGGAAACAUGGACAAAUUUGUGGGGCUGGGAGUGUUUGUAGACACCUAUCCCAAUGAGGAGAAGCAGCAAGAGGCCCAGAAGAGGCGCUAUUCUCCAGGAGUCCAGCGGGUAUUCCCCUACAUCUCCGCCAUGGUGAACAACGGCUCCCUUAGCUAUGAUCAUGAGCGGGAUGGGCGGCCCACAGAGCUUGGGGGCUGCACAGCCAUUGUCCGCAAUCUCCGUUAUGACACCUUCCUCGUGAUUCGCUAUGUUAAGAGGCACCUGACGAUAAUGAUGGACAUUGAUGGCAAACAUGAGUGGAGGGACUGCAUUGAGAUGCCUGGGGUCCGGCUCCCCCGGGGCUAUUACUUCGGCACUUCCUCCAUCACCGGGGAUCUCUCUGAUAAUCAUGAUGUCAUUUCCCUCAAGUUGUUUGAGCUGACGGGGGUGAGGACCCCAGAAGAAGAAAAGCUACAUCGAGAUGUAUUUCUUCCCUCAGUGGACAAUCUGAAGCUGCCUGAGAUGACGGUACCACCAGCACCCCUGAGUGGCCUGGCCCUCUUUCUUAUCGUCUUUUUCUCAUUGGUGUUUUCUGUGUUUGCCAUUGUCAUUGGUAUCAUACUCUACAACAAAUGGCAGGACCAGAGUCGAAAACGCUUCUACUGAGCCUGCUGCCAUCAGCCCCUCUAUGAUGUUCACCCAUGAGGUGUGGGUCUGAGCAUACAGCCUGGCAAGUCUGCUUGAGUCGCCAGUUGUUCAGGGACUGUGUUACAUCACUGGGGCUUUGAAUGCACUGACCCUGCAUUCUCAUGGUCAUCCGCGGGAACAUCUCACUGGCCCCAGACGCCACCCACAGGGCCGAGCAGCUGUGAUGUGCCUUCCCUGCAGUCCUUAAACUUAGGAGUGAAGAGACAUGGAAAAAAUAUAUAUUGUGAUGCCUAAAUUACAAAAUCGGAUAGCUACCCUAAAGAUAGACUGGAUGCAGCAGGCCUUCUACUUCUUUUAAAUUUCCAAAUAGAAAACCAGAACUCGUACAACCUGGAAACCCACUUACUAGUUUUUGCUUCUGCUCAUGGCUCUUUCUACUUGAGCUUCUUGGCAAUCGGGAUGGAGACGUCAGCCACACUUGCACCUGCCUCUCUGUGUCCCUUCACUCGUCCUCCGUGUGUGCAUCCUGAGCUAGGAAAGAAGUUUGCUGCUCCCGUUAGGCGGCCCUAGGACUUUCUGCAUUAGCUCAUUGCUUCAGCCUCUGGUCUGCGCUGGGUGGAUCUUGUUCCAUUCCUGUCUGUCCCUGCAUCUUCAGCUUUCCUAAUUGGAGCUCUCCAGGCUUUUGGAUCAUUUGGCUAAAAGUUGUUACAAAUGAAGUGAAGCUUAGACACCGUCACAGUCACAGAUGCCGUGAGAUUAGCUGUGACAUCAUCCAGGCCCAGGUGUGCCACAGAAAGCUGCAUUCGUCUCCUCUGACCACACGGAGGUGUUUCUGGACCCACUGGAGCCUGCUUAGCUGCAUGUUUUGUUUCUCAUGAUUCUUAGGAUCCUGCUUGGAGGAUUUGAAGUGGAAAGCAGCUUCUUAUUCCCUGGGCUUAGACAUGACCCCAAGAGGAGAUUUGGCUUUUUUUUUUUUUUUUUUUGGUUUUUCGAGACAGGGUUUCUCUGUGGUUUUGGAGCCUGUCCUGGAACUAGCUCUUGUAGACCAGGCUGGUCUCGAACUCACAGAGAGAGAUUUGGCUUCUUAAUGAGGAGCAACAGUUGCUGAUUUCACGUAACAAAUCUCUGAGAGCAAAAGACUUUCGUUCUCUGUCUGGCAAAGUCCUGAUCACUGAGUAGCACAGCUUGAGUGUGGUCCUAUGUGUGUGUCACCCCUAUUACACUGCCUUAUUCUACAAAUGUCACAUGCUGCUCACCUAUCUGCCCUGUGAUUAAAUUGGUUACAGGCUAGUCUCCUUGGAGGGCCUGAAACUGAGUUUUCUGGGUCUUUGAAGCCCAAGGAAAAUUCUUAAAGUGACUGAUGGAACCAAUCAUGAGUCCUGGCUCAGUGGCCUUCUUCUGGGGUAGGCUUAGCGGGGAGGUGCCAGCCUGUUUUCUGAGCCUCAGGCAUGUCAGCUCUUACCCUGCCCCUCCUGGGUGACUGGGAAAGCCCUCCCUCGUGCUCAUCCCUCGACUAGGAGGAGGGGUCACCCUGGCUGCAGAUGGGUGUUGAUCUUCUCAGGCCUCUGUCUUUCCUGUGUGUGUAAGCAGGAUACUAUGUUGCCCUUCUGCAAGAGAGGUGAAGUGCAGAGAGCCCCCUCCUAACAAUUUCCCACAGUAGCAGAAUAGCAGAAUAGCUUCAGGGGAGCUAGGGGAUGAACUGGGAUAUGGAGGUUGGCCUUAGUACCAGGAGAAUGUCAAGAAAUUAAGUUAGUUUUGUCCACUUUGAGUCCAAAGGGAAGGCAGAGGGGUGGGUGUGGUUGUGGACCUAAGUGGGCUGUUGAGAAGACUGCCAUAGCAGUGGGAUUGAAGGAUUUGAUCAUGGAGGAGUGAGAGAAAGCGUGGGUUUGGUUUGUGUGAUUCCUGCUCAUGAGCACCUGGAUUCCUUGAAAGAAGGCCAGAGGAUUGAUCUGUGGUCCCCACAUAGCCUGGGAACUAUUCUUUCCCGUUUGAGAAAGAAGGCCAGAGGAUUGAUCUGUGGUCCCCACAUAGCCUGGGAACUAGUCUUUUCCCGUUUGAGAAAUGAAUAAGAAAACUGCCUGUGCCGGGCAGUGGCGGUGCAUGUCUUUAAUCCUAGCACCCAGAAGGCAAAGGCAAGUGGAUCUCUGAGUUCAAGGCCAGCCUGGUCUAUACAGCCGUGACUACACAGAGAAACCCUGUUUCGGUAAACAAAA
Chionomys nivalis (European snow vole) is the source of this 3283-nucleotide messenger RNA. RefSeq names its product lectin, mannose binding 2 like (gene Lman2l). The transcript has 9 exons. Gene Ontology annotation, biological process: endoplasmic reticulum organization; Golgi organization; endoplasmic reticulum to Golgi vesicle-mediated transport. Bases 12 to 1088 code for a protein of 358 amino acids. Gene Ontology annotation, molecular function: D-mannose binding. NCBI's taxonomy places the organism in Eukaryota, Metazoa, Chordata, Mammalia, Rodentia, Cricetidae. Gene Ontology annotation, cellular component: Golgi membrane; endoplasmic reticulum-Golgi intermediate compartment; COPII-coated ER to Golgi transport vesicle. The record is from RefSeq and is a predicted model, not a curated record.